Messenger RNA from Mya arenaria, 2865 nucleotides. RefSeq lists its product as uncharacterized. NCBI's taxonomy places the organism in Eukaryota, Metazoa, Mollusca, Bivalvia, Myida, Myidae. Gene Ontology annotation, molecular function: RNA binding. Bases 222 to 2852 code for a protein of 876 amino acids. The record is from RefSeq and is a predicted model, not a curated record. The transcript has 15 exons.
UGCAACAUGUCGAAUUUUAAUCCUUAAAAAGAGUGAACGGAAUUUGAUCCCAUUAACAGUUAUUGUUUUUAUCAAUAUAGGAUUUACGACGGCGAAUGACAACCUAUUGAUUAUGUGUGUAUUGCUGUCACAGCUAUGGACUUAGUUCAAUUCUUAAUGAGAACCAGAAAGUAACCAGGAUAAGUAAAGGAUAAGGAUCAGUGAUCAUUGAUCAACUACUCAUGUCCAAGAAAAAACCUCCGUCGCCGUUCCCGGCUGAAGCACCAUCAGGAUUAUACAGCCAUACAGACCAAGAACCAUAUCCGUCCUUGCGUAAAUUGCCCGAAAUAGACAACAAAGCUGUUAUUGUGAAAAACCUUCCAGCCUCCUAUACCGGAGACAGUGAGCAUCUACAGCUGUUUUUUGAGAGCAAGAAACGGGUUGGGCGUGAGCUAGAUGUUCAAGAUGUCCAAAUUGUCAACAAUGCAGAGGCGGUGGUUACCUUUAAAACGGCUGAAGAUGCCAAUUACAUCUUACAACACCACAAGAAUUCUCCGCUAGUAAUCAAAGAAUGCAUCAUAGAAAUCAUUCCCUCCGUUCCAAGGGGAACGGUUCGUCCAAAAAAGGAGAGCACUCAAGUAAAGGAAGAAAGCCAGUCAGGGAACUACGUGGAGUCGAACGAGGUUGGGGGCUUUAGAGACUGUGCAACUUUUGAAGAUGAUUAUAACAGUGUUGUGGUGACUGGAUUUACGUAUAAAGUGACACAUGAUGCCUUGCGUUAUUACUUCGAGAACAAGCGAAAGUCUGGAGGAGGAGACAUUCUAUAUGUACAGGUGGACAGAGAGGGAAGAAAAGCACACAUUACGUUUUUAGAAAAAUCAGAUGCAAGGGAAGUUGUCUCAAGAAUCCACAAGUUGAGUGACUGUGAUCUUACUGUUGUGCCUUUUAUCACCAGCAAAGUAGAAGUUCUCUUUGAGGAUCUUCCUUUUAACAUUACAGAAGAUAGCUUAAAAAACUACAUCGGAGCCAAGGUCAGAGGAUCAGAGGUUUGCACGGUUACAUUCAACCAGAACAGGGACAAAGCCGUGGUGCAUUUUGCUGAAAAUAUCGAUAUACAGAAGGUGCGCGAUGCGUGUACUAAACAUGCGAUUGAUGGACAUCACCUUAAACCCAAAAGCAUACCCGUCACCACGUCCAUCACUGUGUUUGAAUUGCCGGAAGAUGUCACUAACGAUCAUGUCUGGUAUUACUUUGAAAACAAAAAGCGUAGUUGUGGAGGUGAUGUUUUGAACAUAGAUGAGCAUUUCGAAGAUGGAUACUGCAUCGUCAGCUUCAAACAAGCAAGUGUCGUCCAAAGAGUGUGCAGUAAACGCGGUGGACACUCUCUAUGUGAGGUUGCCGUGCAGGUUGCUCCAUACAACCAUUUUCUUGGUUUACCCUUUGGCUGCGAUGUUUCAAGUCACCGUGACGCUGCUGUCAUCACUCUUGGCAAGCACUUUUACGACACCCAGGCAGUGCAAUACACGGAGCCAUCAGCCGCUUGUGGAUCUGAAGACAAUGCAAUUGAUCAAUAUUGUUAUAACAGUGUUGAGGUUACUGGAUUUACAGAUGAUGUGACGAAUGACACCUUUCGUUAUUACUUUGAGAACAAGCGGAAGUCUGGAGGAGGGGACAUUCUAGAUGUCCAGGUGAACAGAGAGGAAGGAGUUGCACACAUAAUGUUCAAAGAAGAAUCAGAUGCAAUGGAAGUUGUAUCCAGAACCCACAAGUUGAAUGACUGUGAUCUUACUGUUGUGCCUUUCAUCACCAGCAAACUAGAAGUUCUCUUUGAGGAUCUUCCUUACAACAUUACAGAAGAUAGCUUAGAAAACUACAUCGGAGCCAAGGUCAGAGGUUCAGAGGUCUGCAAGGUUACAUUCAACCAGAACAGGGACAAAGCUGUGGUGUUAUUUGCUGAAAAUAUCGAUAUCCAGAAGGUGCGUGAUGCGUGUACUAAACAUGCCAUUGAUGGACAUCACCUUAAACCCAAAUGCAUACCGGUCACCACGUCCAUCAUUGUGUUUGAACUAUCUGAGAACGUUACCCACGAUUCCGUUCUGUAUUACUUUGAAUACACAAACCGUAGUUGCGGAGACGACGUUUUGAACAUAGAUGAGCAUUUUGAAGAUGGAUACUGCAUUGUCAGCUUCAAACAAGCACGUGUCGCCCAAAGAGUGUGCAGUAGAGUUGGUGGACACUCUCUAAGCGGGGUUGCCGUGAAGGUUGCUCUGUACAAUCGUUUCCUUGGCUUACCUUUUGGCUGCGAGGUGGCAAGUCAUCACGAUGCUCUUAUUAUCACUCUUGGCAAGGAAUCUUAUGACAGUUACAAGUUGAUAUUCCUGAAUAGCAACUUGUCCAUUCAGAAUGAAGCAAACGCCUUGCUUCAUACAUGUCAUGCUAUCGUGAAUGAUUGGGGUAAUGAUCCCAUUGUCGUCGAAAGUACACUAACAAAAGAUGAACCAGGGUAUCGUAAAUUGGAGAAAGAAUGGGAGAGCAAUGUUACGAAAGCAAUCACUGGUGUAUUCGAUGAUAUCAGUGUCAGUAAACGUGUGGUUGCGGAAGAAGCUUGGUCAGCUAUGAUGAAGGAAGUCAGAGGUUUGAAGAUGACAUAUCCAGAUGACGUCGUUUUCAUUCCAGAGAAAGUGAAAGUACAAGUUAUAUUAGUUGCUAGAACAAAUAAAAUGGACUGCUCUUGGAAAGAACUCACAGCUGUUAUCAAUAGAGCAAUAGCUUUCGUAAAAGAAAGUAAAGAAAAGACCACUCAAGAAGUAAAGUUUUCGUCGUGGAAAAUGAACUAUAUACAGAAAUCGGACUUCUCAAAUGGAUUCAAGUAAAGAAAAGACCAGA